AUGCCCAACCAAGACGGCUACCGGCUAGGAGCCGACGUAGGCGGCACAUUCACCGAUGUCUACGCUUUCACCCCCGACAACCAAGUGGCGCGCGCCAAAGUGCCAACAACAGUCGAAGACCAGAGUAUCGGAAUCAAGAACGGCAUCCGAAAGGUGCAGCAGGCCCUCAAGGAGCGCUUCGCCUGGGAUGGCAAGUUCCAGUUCAUCCACCACGGCACCACGGUCGCCACGAAUGCCGUGCUUGAGGGGAAGGGCGCGAAAACUGGUCUCAUCGUCACGGCCGGACACAAGGACAUCCUUGCUGUGCGGCGGUCGCAGAUCCCGGGAGGCCUGGGGGCUUGGCUGCACUACACACCGCCGGAUCCGAUCGUGCCGCUAGAAAGAGUGAUACAGUGUCAGGAGCGGAUGAGUGUGGAUGGGGAGGGUGUUGUUGGAGUUGAUGUUGAUGCGUUGAGAAAGGAUUUGAAGAGUUGGGUUGGUGACGAACGACCUGAUGCUGUGGCGAUCUCGUUGCUCAACUCGCACUGUAACAGUGAGCAUGAGGUCUUGGUAGCGGGGAUUGUGAGAGAAGUGCUUGGUGACGGUGUGACGAUUAUUUCGUCGAGUGAUGUGCUAAGGGAGGUGGGCGAGUAUGAGCGGACGCUGACGACCUGCACCAAUGCGCUUGUCAAGCCUGUUGUUCAGACCUACCUCAGUAACCUGCAAGACCUACUUGCCGAAGACGGGAACACCAUCCGCAUUCUCAAGUCGGACGGUGGCUUGACGAGCUUAGGGCUGGCAGGGGAGCUGCCGGUGAACAUCCUUAUGUCUGGUCCUGCGGGAGGCGUGCAGGGAGUUGCGGAUGUCGUCACGCGAAAUACGCCGUACAAGAACUUGAUUACCUUCGACAUGGGCGGAACUUCAACAGACGUUGCAAUCAUCCACCAGGGCAAGCCCCAGCUCCGGCGUGAGACAGUCGUAGGCUCGCUGACCGUCCGCUCGCCGGCCGUCGACAUUCGAACUGUCGGUGCAGGAGGUGGUUCCAUCGCCAAGUACAUGAGCAUCACAGAGACCAUGAGAGUCGGUCCGGAGAGUGCAGGCGCCACUCCGGGUCCUGCUUGUUACAACAAAGGUGGAAAGGAGCCCACUGUAUCAGACGCCAAUCUCGUGCUCGGAUACCUGCCGGAGAACCUGCUUGGGGGCGAAUUCAACCUGAACACAGAAGCUGCAAUGGCCGCUGUAGGGGAUAUUGCGGAACAGAUGAAGCUGUCGGUAACCCAAACCGCCGAGGACAUUGUCAACUUGGUCAACGAGACCAUGUAUGGAGCUCUGCGCCUGGUCUCUGUCGAACAGGGCUAUGACCCGAAGGAGUUUGCUCUUGUUGCCUUCGGAGGUGCAGGUCCCCUCCAUGCCAACGCCGUCGGCAAGCUACUCGGAGCCUGGCCGGUCAUUGUUCCCCCGUCGCCAGGAACCCUGUGUGCCCUAGGUGAUGCCACUACAAGGCUGAGCCACUCCCAGUCACUGUCUUUCAUCCGCCUCCUCUCGGCUACAACCGCGAAGCAGGUCAAAGAGCGGUUCGACGAGCUAGAGGCAACCUGCAAGGAUACCAUGACAAGCUCAAACGGCGGCCAGACCAUGCCGCUCAACAUCAGCUACCAUCUUGAUCUGCGAUACCGCGGCCAAGCAUUGAACUUGACCGUCGAGCUAGAGGCUCAAGACCUACUGCUGACAGACGGGCCGUGGAGAGAGCUCCUACAAGCGAAAUUCGACCAGCUCCACGAGCAGCAGUUCAAGUACUGCCUCCCCAACUUCGAGCUUGAGCUGAUGCGUCUGGAAGUUGUUUCGUCCGACGCUUCCCCUGGCAUUGACAUUCCUCAACUGGCCAAGGCCGAGUCCACUGAACCCCCUGCCGAUGCACUGGUUUCGAAGAAGCAGAUCGUUGUGAAGGGGCAAACAAUGGAAGCCACGCUGUGGGAUCGUGAGAAGAUCAGUCGCCAAGGCGUGCGGGUGGAGGGUCCCUGUAUCAUCACUGAAAUGGACAGCAACACCCUGAUCCUUCCCGGGUGCUAUGGUGAGAUCGACUCGAUUGGCAACAUCCUCAUCCGUCCCUCUGAAGAGACACCUAAAGAGCAAUCAAAAGAUGAGACUGCAGAGGCGGCCCUUGAGAUUGUGCAGUCGACUCCGCUGAUACCUACUCUGGUCGCUUCUGCCCUAGCCUCCAUCCGCAGCGAGAUGGACACUCUCAUGCUGCGCUGCAGUAUGUCCCCUGCCAUCCGUGAACAGCAGGACGAAUUCAAUGUUAUCACCACCGCCGAGGGCAAGAUGCUUGUUGGCCAAUUUGGCAGCUUCAUCACUCAGUUCCUUCGAGCGUGGAAAGGAACGAUUGAAGAAGGCGAUGUAUUUAUCACCAACGACACGUACAUGAUCGAAGGAGCCGUGACCCACUUGAACGACGUGAUUGUCCUCUUGCCCAUCUUUUACGAGCACAGGUUGAUUGGCUGGGCUUCGCAAUUCGGACACUUGACCGACGUGGGUGGAAUCGUCCCAGGCAGCAUGUCCAUCAACGCCUCGUCCAUCUUCGACGACGGCGUCCAGAUUCCCUGUAUCAAGCUCUACGCAAAGGGCGCCAUGAACACGGACGUGGUCGACCUGCUGUGCCGCAACUCCCGACAGCCCGACUGGUACAGAUCCGACCUGAUGGCCAUCAUUGCCGCAUGCCGAACAGCUUCCAGCCGUGUCUGCGAGCUCGUGGUCAGAUUCGGAUGCGAGAUCUACAUUGCCGCCUGCAACGAGCUCCUCUUACGCAACCGCACCGCAAUGGUCAAGAUCAUCGAAUCGGACUUUGGCGACGAGCCAAGCACAUUCACCGACUUCGUCGACGACGACGGCCACGGGGUCGGACCCUGGGCGUUGACCUGCACAAUGACCAAGAUCGAAGGCAACCGCCUGCUGUUCGACUGGAGCGGGACCUCGCCGCAAAGCGACCACAGCAUCAACUUCUACCUGUCCGAGACCAUGUUCCGCAUGUUCAUCGGCUACUACAUGAUCGCCUCUGCAGCACCCGGCACAGUCAUCAACGACGGCUUCCACGACCUGAUCGACAUCCACAUCCCACAGGGCACGAUCCUGAAACCCGUUCGGCCUGCGCCCAUCUCAUGCCGUACGCACAUGAUGGGUCGAACGAUGGACGUCAUGCAAGCCCUCAUUGGCAUGAAGAACAAAGACUACGCCGCCGCCGCGGGUUUCAGCGACUCCCCUCAUUUCUUCUACUCCGGCUACAAGCCAGACGGAGAAUGGUACCAGCUGUACCAGAUUGGGUUCGGUGGUGUCCCUGCACGCAAUGCAGGCGAUGGUCUUGACUGCCACUGUCUCUUCCCGGCCAUCAAGUCGAUUCCCACGGAGAUCAUCGAGCUGAACUACCCGCUCCGCAUCGAAGCCAACGAGAGUGUACCGGACAGCGGUGGUGCAGGCUUCUACCGCGGUGGCAACGCACAGCGCACAAACUACCGCUUCCUAGCCCGCGGUGAGUUUAGCAUCCACGAUGACCGGUGGUUCACGAAGCCGUGGGGUAUCCGUGGCGGAAAGCCAGGUGCCCGGUCUCGGAAAAUCCUGUAUCGAUACUCCAAGUCGCAGGAUGCUCCGCCGGUCGAGGUGCUGCCCUCCAAGUGUGACCACAUCCGCGUUGACCCCGGUGAUCUGCUCGAGUGGAUUACUUGGGGAGGCGGUGGUCUUGGAGAUCCGUUGACCAGACCUGCGGAGAAGGUGGCGCUGGAGGUUCGGCGGCGCUUGGUGACAAUCCAGGGUGCUCGUGACAACUACGGUGUGGUGGUCAAUCCUGAGAGUCUUGCUGCUGAUGAAGCAGAGACUGAAGCCUUGAGGAAGCGCAUCAUGGCUGCUCGGGGCAAGGUGGACCAGGGGUAUGAUCGGGGCGGCAGCCUGGAGGAACUGGCAGAGUCGUGCCUGAAGGAGACGGGGCUUGCUCCCCCCAGUCCGCAGUGGGAGCAGGAGCUGUAUGGGCCGCACGUGGCCCUUCCCUAUGUCCAGGACUGGUAUUCGCUCAUGAAGAAGGUCAAAGGGUGGGGGCUGUAG
Molecule: messenger RNA, 4068 nt
Organism: Aspergillus mulundensis
Lineage: Eukaryota; Fungi; Ascomycota; Eurotiomycetes; Eurotiales; Aspergillaceae
Exons: 1
Coding region: 1-4068 (1355 amino acids)
Biological process (GO): glutathione metabolic process
Cellular component (GO): cytosol
Molecular function (GO): 5-oxoprolinase (ATP-hydrolyzing) activity
Source: RefSeq, a predicted model, not a curated record